GCCUCCUCGUCUUCCUCCGCUGUGCCGCCGCCGCUGUGCCGCCGCCGCCGGUUUGCUGCCGCCGCUGCUUUGCUGCCGCCGCCCAGGAGAGCCAAGGGCAAACAGUCCUCGCGCACCAGGCGCUCGCGCCCUCGCUCGGCUCCCCGACGGUGAGCGCCCAGUGGACAGUGGACGUUGCUGAGGUGCUUUGCGUUUCCUUGCGCAUCUGUACCGGCAGAUUAGUUUCCGAAGCGAUGUCCUUCAGCGAGUCCGAGAUCACCAGGGUGAUCGGCUUUCUCCCGCCGGGAGCGUUCGACCGCGCCGAGACGCAAGCCGUACGCGCAUGGGUCGCUUUCGUCUUGGGAGUCGAUCCCAAGGCAAAAGAAAAACAUCCCGUCUUCCACUACAUCUCGAUGGCCAGGCUCCUGGCGGAGACCGUCGGCACCGCGGUGGUUUUCGCGUCCAAGGCGCAGGUAAAGUGUAAGGGGCAGGUCAGCGGCUGCGGGCCUGGAGGCUCGCAGGGGUCAGAUCCUGGCCUCAGCAACGUUGCUGGAGCACCCGAAGAUUUCGCCGAAGCGCAGGCGGCGGCCUUGAAGAAGGGGCAGCCGAAGGGACUGACCGUCAAUCUGAAAGACCGCGUUAAUGAGCUUG
This is a messenger RNA of Prorocentrum cordatum, 630 nucleotides long. Lineage: Eukaryota; Dinophyceae; Prorocentrales; Prorocentraceae. The record is from the annotation of a GenBank genome assembly.